Molecule: messenger RNA, 2441 nt
Organism: Gavialis gangeticus (Gharial)
Lineage: Eukaryota; Metazoa; Chordata; Crocodylia; Gavialidae
Gene: ANAPC5
Product: anaphase promoting complex subunit 5
Exons: 17
Coding region: 42-2312 (756 amino acids)
Biological process (GO): protein K11-linked ubiquitination; positive regulation of mitotic metaphase/anaphase transition; anaphase-promoting complex-dependent catabolic process
Cellular component (GO): anaphase-promoting complex
Molecular function (GO): protein binding
Source: RefSeq, a predicted model, not a curated record
GGUGACGGGCGAGGCUGUGCGGGCGGCGAGAGGGUUCGGUCAUGGCCAGCGUGCACGAGAGCCUUUACUUCAACCCUAUGAUGACCAACGGCGUGGUGCACGCCAACGUCUUCGGCAUCAAGGACUGGGUCACCCCCUACAAGAUGGCGCUGCUGGUGCUGCUCAGCGAGCUGGGCCGGGCGGGCGCGCAGCUCGGCCUGCUGGAGCGGCGGCGCCUCAACCGCCUGCUGCUGCCGCUGCUGCAGGGUCCUGACAUGUCGCUGUCCCGGCUGCGCAAAGCUAUCGAAGAGUCAUGCCCCAACCUGGCCAGCUCUGUGCACAUCAGGAUAAAACUAAUGGCAGAAGGAGAAUUGAAAGAUAUGGAACAAUUUUUUGACGAUCUGUCAGAUUCAUUUACUGGGACCGAACCAGAAGUUCACAAAACAAGUGUCGUGGGUCUGUUUCUGCGCCACAUGAUCUUGGCAUACAACAAGCUUUCAUUCAGUCAGGUCUAUAAACUUUAUACUGCACUUCAGCAGUAUUUUCAGAAUGAUGAGAAAAAAACUGGAAUUGAUGAGACUGAUAUGGAGCUCACAAAUACUGAAGAACUGGAAGGGAAAAUGGAAAAAGAAGAACUUGAUGUACCUCUAAGGGAAGAAGAGAUAUCUUGUGGUGGUCCUCUUUCUCAGAAGCAAGCAGAAUAUUUUCUUUCACAGCAGGCUUCGUUAUUAAAGAACGAUGAGACAAAGGCUCUUACUCCAGCAGCAUUGCAAAAAGAGCUCAAUAAUUUGUUAAAAUUCAAUCCAGACUUUGCUGAAGCACAUUAUUUAAGCUACUUAAAUAGUCUAAGAGUUCAAGAUGUCUUCAGUUCAACACACAGCCUCCUUCAUUAUUUUGACCGUUUGAUUCUCACUGGAGCAGAAAGCAAAAGCAAUGGCGAUGAAGGCUAUGGCCGAAGUUUGAGAUAUGCUGCUCUUAAUCUAGCUGCACUGCAUUGUCGGUUUGGCCACUAUCAACAGGCUGAGCUUGCCCUUCAGGAAGCCAUCAGAAUUGCACAGGAGUCCAAUGAUCAUGUUUGCUUGCAGCAUUGUUUGAGUUGGCUAUACAUCUUGGAGCAGCAGAGUUCAGAUAGCUGUGUUCUGUUAGAACACUCUGUGAAAAAAGCUGUUCACUUUGGAUUGCCUUACCUAGCUUCCCUGGGAAUACAAUCCUUGGUCCAGCAAAGAGCUUUUGCAGGGAAGACCUCCAACAAGCUAAUGGAUGCCUUAAAGGACUCUGAUCUGUUGCAUUGGAAACACAGCCUGUCGGAGCUUAUUGACAUUAGUAUAGCACAGAAAACUGCCAUUUGGAGAUUAUAUGGUCGCAGCACCAUGGCUCUUCAACAAGCCCAGACGCUGCUGAGCAUGAACAGUUUGGAAUCUGUAAAUGUGGGUGUCCAGCAGAAUAAUACGGAAUCCUUUGCUGUAGUGUUGUGUCACCUGGCUGAGCUACAUGCAGAGCAGGGCUACUUUGCAGCUGCUUCUGAAAUAUUGAAACACUUGAAGGAAAGAUUUCCUCCCAAUAGUCAGCAUUCACAGCUGUGGAUGCUGUUUGAUCAGAAAAUACAAUUUGAUAGAGCCAUGAAUGAUGGCAGAUACCAUAUUGCUGAUUCUCUUGUGGCAGGAAUUACAGCACUUAAUAGCAUUGAAGGAGUGUACAGAAAGGCCAUUGUAUUGAAAGCCCAAAACCAGAUGUCGGAGGCACACAAACUCUUACAGAAACUGUUGAUGCACUGCCAGAAGAUAAAGAAUACUGAGAUGGUGAUCAGCGUACUUCUGUCAACAGCAGAACUCUAUUGGAGAUCUUCAUGUCAUACAAUUGCGCUCCCUGUCCUGCUCCAGGCUCUUGCUCUUUCUCGAGAAUACAGUCUACAGUAUUUGGCCUCUGAAACUGUCCUGAACUUGGCUUUCUCUCAGUUGAUUCUUGGUAUUCCUGAACAAGCUCUGAAUAUUCUGCAUAUGGCAAUAGAGCCAAUUUUGGCUCAUGGGACAGUACUGGACAAAGGCUGUGCCAUGUUCUUGGUGGCCAAAUGUCAGGUUGCUUCUGCAACUUCCUAUGCUCCCCAGAAGAAGGCAGAAGCUCUGGAAUCAGCUAUCCUGAAUCUAAAUGAAGCCAAGGUUUAUUUUGUGAAAGUGGACUGCAGAGAACAGCUCAGAGAUGUUCUUUAUUUUCAGGCCAGACUCUUUCACACCUUGGGCAGGAUGCAAGAAAGAAACAAAUGUGCUAUGCUCUUCCGUCAGCUGCACCAGGAACUGCCUGCUCAUGGGGUCCCAUUAAUAAAUGCUUUUAAGUGAGGCAUUUAAAGCUGAGUUUUGUUGUGUUGUUCCUGACUGUUUUUUCCUCCCUUUUUCAAGCAUUUUUAUUAUGUUCAUUCAUUGCGGUUUUGGAAAUAAUUGCCAAUAAACUGUUCUUCUGCUUAACAA